Molecule: messenger RNA, 1363 nt
Organism: Harmonia axyridis
Lineage: Eukaryota; Metazoa; Arthropoda; Insecta; Coleoptera; Coccinellidae
Exons: 2
Coding region: 52-1329 (425 amino acids)
Source: RefSeq, a predicted model, not a curated record
CCUGAUCGAGUUGAUAUUUUAUUAAUAGAUGGUUUCUUUUUACUACAUACUAUGAAAAAUGUCCCAAAAACAUUCGGAGGUAUCUCUAAAAAAAUGCUCCUACUGGUAACACAGUUUGCAGCCACAAGAUACGACGUUAUUUUUGAUCAAUAUCUAUCUCCUUCGAUCAAAGAUUACGAAAGAGAUCUUCGCCGAGAGUCGACUCAACUGGAUUUUAACAUUACUGGCCCCGAUCAAGUUAGACCAUCAGAUUUUUUGAAAGAAUUAAAAAAUAUUCAUUUUAAAGAAGCCCUCGUAGAGUUUUUUAUUCAACACUGGGCAUCUGAUGAAAUGGUACCAUUCGUUGAGAAUAAACACAUACUUAUUAACUUUAAGCAAUGUCAUUCCUACGUAGUUGAUGAUAACAAAAUUGUGUCAACUGUAGAUGACAGUUUAUCAUGUCCAGAGCAUGAAGAGGCAGACACAAAAAUCGUCUUUCAUAUUUGUAAUAUUGACGUUCAGGCAAAUUUUGUUGUAAGAUGUUCUGAUACCGAUAUAGCGAUUAUUAUGUUAGGACAUAUGCAUAAUUUGAAAGACGAUGGUUCCAAUGUAUGGUUAAACGCAGGCACCGGAAACAACCAAAGAUAUAUUAAUUUGACAAAAGUGUACGAGAACUUGGGAUCAACUUUGUGUCGAAGUUUGCCAGGAUUUCAUGCAUUAACCGGAUGUGACUAUAAUCCUGCCUUUUUUAAAAAAGGUAAACAAAGACCAUUUAAAAUAUUAAUGAAGAGACCUGAGUAUCAGCAAGCUUUGAUGCACUUUGGUGAUCCUGAAUUAUUAACCGAUGAGCACAGACAAGAAGAUAUUUUCAAGACUAUUCAAAAGUUUAUCUGUGAAAUCUAUAGUGUUCCUGAUACAUACGAUGUUAACGCUGCCCGUCUUCAGCUAUUUUUAAAUAAUUACAGCGUAUCUAAUAUAAAUGAAGAAUUUAACCGUAAAAAUUCAAAAAACUUUGAUGCAAGCAGCUUACCACCGUGUAAAACUGAGCUAUUUCAACAAUUUCUACGAGCUAAUUACAUUUCUAGCAUAUGGAAUUAUGCUCAUGAAAAACAACCAACCAUUUUUACUCCUGAACAAAAUGGAUGGAGGUUAGAGGAAAACCAGUUUCACUUUCAUUGGUUUGAUGGUGACCAAUUACCAAGGGACGUUGGUGAAUCUCUUCAACAAUCAGAAGAAGAUGUCAGCAACAACAUAACUGAUGACGAUGAAGAUGAUGACUUAGUUGGACAGUAUCGUGAUUGGUUAAAUGAUGAAAAUUCAAAUAAUUGUUAUGGUGAUUGCGAUGAUUAAACAAUAAAAUAAAUGCUUAUUUUAAUUAAUUAUG